Messenger RNA from Adineta ricciae, 336 nucleotides. Lineage: Eukaryota; Metazoa; Rotifera; Eurotatoria; Adinetida; Adinetidae. The record is from the annotation of a GenBank genome assembly.
AUGUUUGGAAAUAUUUAUCUUAUAUUCUUCAUCAAUUCUCAAUUAAUUCAAUCAGAAUCUAAUCAUAGUUACAAACAACAAUUACAAAAAGAUUACGAUUGUAUAUUCAUCUAUGUAUCCAAUGACAUUGUUGAAUAUGUUCUUCCGUACAUUCUUCAACAUGAAAUUAUUGAAUAUUGUGUUCGACCAGGACCCAAUGAUAUUAAUAAUUAUAAUUUAUAUUCUUCAUGUUAUAAACAUUUAGAUUGUGAUCAUGUAUGUUUAGAUUGGCGACAAAUUUGUGAUGGAACAAUUGAUUGUAUUAAUUCUGGUCAAGAUGAAGAAAAUUGUUUUUGA